This is a messenger RNA of Arachis ipaensis, 336 nucleotides long. The record is from RefSeq and is a predicted model, not a curated record. NCBI's taxonomy places the organism in Eukaryota, Viridiplantae, Streptophyta, Magnoliopsida, Fabales, Fabaceae.
AUGACUUUGAGGGUAAAUAAUGAGAAGAUCACUCUAAAUGUCUUCCAGGAAAUACAGCAUACUGUUGAAGAGAAAAGCUGCAUGAGGGUUGAAGAAGAAGAUUUACAUUGGAAAGAAAAACCCAAUGAAGCACUAAUCAGCUCACCUUCAAAGCAAAAGACAAACAAUGGAGAAGAACAAAAGGAAAAGGAAGAUGUAAAGAAUGAGAAGAGAAGGCAGGAAGAAAGUGAGGAGUUGAUCAUAAGGAAGACAGACCCUGAUAUAAAGCCUGUUGUAAAGACAGAAGAGCCACCAAAGAAAGGAAAGAAGAGCAAGAAAAGGAUUCCAAAAGGAUGA